CAGAACGCUCUCUCUCUCUAGUAAACACAUUCCCCCUGACUCACUGCUCUCACAGAAAGGAGAAGGUCGACGUUAGAAACCAGAAGUACGCAGCAGAAGACAGAACUUGUAAAGAAGGAUACAUUCAAUAACUUUUAAUCAGAAGAAAACAAGGUGAUGGCCGUGUCCGUCUCCAGGGAUCUAACCGUUCAGGUGCUGGAAGAUGUGAAUACUGUGAAGCUGACUGACCGACAACAGGCACUGCGAGCUGCUAUCCAAAGAGGAGAACCGAAAUGUCUGGGGGUGAGUCAGGUGAUGCUGGGGUUGAUGGUCAUGUCCUACUCCAUUCCUCUUCACUUCACCGAGUUCACUGAGGUGGUCACUCUGGGGGUUCCUUGGUGGAGCGGCCUGAUGUUCGUCACAGCGGGAGUGGUCGCUAUCGUCUUGGACAAAAACUGCACCAUGAAGUUUCUGCAGCUGUGUUUGAUGGUGACUGUGGUGUCCGUUGUGCUGUCAGUGGUGGCUGUGAUCAUCUAUUCCGUGGACAUGGACAAGCAUCCUGAGGUGCCUUGUGUCAAGACGAUACAUGACGGCUGCAACGACGAACACUACGCCACGAGGCUAAGCAGGGGUUUGAAGUCGUCUCUCCUUCUCUUCACUCUGGCCCAGACAGCCAUCUCUGCCAUCCUUAGCUUCCUACUCUUCCGACAGAGACGCAGCUUCGGGCAGUAUGCCUCUCUCACUUCAGCUGGUCCUCCGACCCCCACAGCUCUGAUACCCCCCGACUUCAACUGACCAACCAUUGGACCAGCGGUCGCCGUGGAGACAGAUCCCCCCUCGUUAGGAUGAUCAGCUGUGUUCUGUAAUUAAUCCACGUCUGGAGUUGUUUCUGUUUACUUGUAUCUAUGACUUAAUCACCGUCCUGUCUGGCAUGUCGACACCAGAUUGUUUCAUCAAGGCCUGAAUAUUAGAACAUUCAGUCAAAUGGUUCAAACCUCGAUCUAAUGAACAACUCACCUGUAAUAAAUAUAACAGUAAAUAAUGGCACAAAUAGAACCGCCUGAAUAGUUUUACACAAAUGUACUGAAUGUGACACAAUAAACGUGGUUUGUUUUCUGGGUGGUAGAGGGUUUAAACCGGGAGUGUCAAAUUCAUUCUAUUCCAGGUUCCACAUCCAGUCCAGUCUGAUCUCCAGUGGACGGGCCAGUUUUACUAUAUGAUCAAAACGACAAAAGUCAGAUUAAAAAAAGACAAAAAAAAAACAACAAAAAGAAGACAAAAUAUUAAAAAAACGAGACACAAAAC
Messenger RNA from Amphiprion ocellaris (clown anemonefish), 1284 nucleotides. RefSeq lists its product as uncharacterized. The record is from RefSeq and is a predicted model, not a curated record. NCBI's taxonomy places the organism in Eukaryota, Metazoa, Chordata, Actinopteri, Pomacentridae. Bases 157 to 774 code for a protein of 205 amino acids. Gene Ontology annotation, cellular component: membrane. The transcript has 7 exons.